CCCUCCAAAGCUCCUCCCACCUCCAAUCCAAAGAAAAAGAAAAGAAAUGCUCGCUCCUCCCACCCGAAAACAAGAAAAGAAAAAAGCAGGCCUCGGCGACUACCUCCUCGGCCCAGGCCUCCUCCCUCCCAAAACGGCAACUCGCCAAGAACACCGCCGCGGCGCAUUCAGCACGAGAGGAGCGAGCCGCCCUUUCCCCCACCGGCGUGCCAAGAACUUCCUUCUGAUUCCUCGACCGGCCAAGAAUCGACGGUACUGGAGGCAUGCCACCGACGGGGAGGAAGCAUUGGUGCAAGCACUGCAAGAAGAGCUUCCCUUCUGGGAUGUCCCUUGGAGGCCACAUGGCGGUCCAUAGGAACAGGCGCAAGAAACAGAGGAGCGGCACUACAAGCACUGACAGCGUCGGCGAGAGAUAUGGUCUCCGGGAGAGGUGCCUGAAGUCUUCGUGCCUGGCAGAUUCCACUUCCAGUGACGAUGAUCCUUGGGCAUUGUUCCCCAAGACUGAAUGCCAGCUAUGCUUCAAGUCUUUUGCCUCCCGUGAUGCCCUGUCGAUACACAUGAGGGUACACAUGCGCCGUAGGAACAAGAUGGUUGUGGAGCGCAACGUAUCGUUAGGUGAUGGUGAUCCAAAUGCUGCUGUAUUUGCUGCUCCAGUGAGAAAGAAGAGGUCAAAGAGGAUUGCUCUGGACACAGUUCCUGCCGCAGCGAUGAAGACCGACGGGAUAGAGGAGGUCGAUGCCGCACACAUUCUUGUGAUGCUUUCAGGAGAUCAUGGCAUGUGCUCAGAUUUUGCGAAUUGCGAUGAAGACUUUGAGAUGGAUGGCAACGUGCCGUAUGAUCCACCGAUGAUGGAGCUGAGUUCUUCUGAUCAUCACGGCCUUACCGGAGAAGACAAUGAGCUGAUGGAGCCAGAAACUUCUACUGGCUCUUAUGAGGAAGUGAAGUUUCUCAGUCUUUCAGAGGUCUUCAAGGCAACAACAAGAUAUGAGUGCAAGCUGUGUGGAAAGGUCUGCGCGUCUGCUAGGUCAUUAGGAGGCCACAUGAAGGGUCACAGAGGUAUUCGCAAAUCUGCAGCGAGUCAACCUCGUAAACAGCUGCUUGAACAGGAUCGAAAGUUGUUUGUUCUCAGCCAUGCAGCUCCCAGUAUAUGGAAUUACAGAAGAGCAAGAACAAAGUCUGAACUAGAUCCAUCGUGGGUGGAAAGCAGCCUCCCGGGUGAAGGAAUGCUAGGUGUUGUCUGAAAUUGGUUACAGUUUCUUCACGGGUCAUGUGGCUAAACCACACUUGUUCUAGUAAUUGAUAGCUGAAGAGUAUGAAACUGGGAAUGAUGUCUCCUCAAUCAUUAUGCACAAUUCUGUCCUUCGGAAUGGUCAGUGUUGGUACAUGUUCCACUGCCUUUUUUUGGUUUUCAAACAUUGAAAUGUAGUCACUGACUAUCAGUGCAUUAGUGGCACUGCCUUUUUUGGUUCUCGAACAUUGGUAUGUAGUUUCUGACAAGAAGCACAAUAGUCCUAGAUUUAGCUAUUCCCUAGUAGAGAGCAGUGUUGUCCAUGUUGCAGAAAUUAUUCAUUUAUUUUUGCCUCCAA
Lolium perenne is the source of this 1586-nucleotide messenger RNA. RefSeq lists its product as uncharacterized. Lineage: Eukaryota; Viridiplantae; Streptophyta; Magnoliopsida; Poales; Poaceae. The record is from RefSeq and is a predicted model, not a curated record.